GGAAGGAUUUGACACGUUUUAGUUACACACUGAGAUGAAGAACUGUUUAUUUAUUUUUGCUAUUUUUAUAGGACAUGCGUACUGCCAAACGGAUACAGAUGCUAAAAAUCUGCUGACGAAUCUUUUUACCACACAAAGUUACAACAAACUGGUCAGACCAACAACAAACCAAUCAAAUCCAACAACAAUAUAUCUUGAAUUUUUUCUCUAUGGAAUAAAUGCAUUCGACGAAAUUCAGCAAAAGCUAACAACUACAGCUUAUCUCGAAAUCUACUGGUAUGAUGAACUUUUAACAUGGACGCCUUCAUCCUAUGGAAAUUUGGCAGACAUAUUUCUACCUCAAGAGGAUAUAUGGAGACCGGAUAUUGCACUAGAAAAUGGUUUUAAAGAUUUAGAAAGCCUCGGUUCGAAAUUUAUCCAUGCUGAAGUUGAUUAUGACGGACUCGUUUUGUGGAAACCGUUUCAUGUGUUUGACUCUAAAUGUAAGCUUGAUUCAACGUAUUUCCCUUUUGAGAAACAAUCAUGUAACAUAGAUUUUAUUGCUUGGGCAUUCGAUGAUAGCGAAGUCUACUUGGAAGUAGGGACAGAUGGAGUCAACACAGAAGAUGCUUCCGACAGUAAUGGUCAAUGGGAACUUGUUUCAUCUUCGAUCGUUUCUUUUUCUGAUGAAGGCGUUUCUCAAAUUCGAGCUACUCUGGUUAUUAAACGGAAACCACUUUUCUUCAUAAUCAAUAUCAUACUUCCGAUAGUAUUGCUCUCAGUUUUGAACAUAUUCACCUUCCAAAUUCCAGCUGAUAUUGGAGAGCGAAUGGGGUACACCGUUACAGUUUGGUUGUCGUUUGCAGUGUUUUUGACCAUCAUAAGCGCGUCACUUCCGCAAAGUUCAGAUACUAUUCCCGUGUUAUCCAUCUAUAUAAUAAUACAACUCAGUAUUGGUACAUUCAGCGUGUUGUUGUCGGCAUGGCUGUCUCGCAUAGUAUGUCUAUCAGAUGACAUUCCUGUGUAUUCACUGCUAAAGAAGGUUGCAUUGCUUAAGAGACGUUUGCACUGCGCAUGUUGCAAGAGGAAAGUUGAUAUAGUGAAACCUUGCAAAAUUGAUCAAAAUGGUGAUGAGCACUAUAACACCAAGAAUGAAACGGAUUCAAUCAAGAGAGAAAAAUCAGACGAGACAAAUGUUGAUUGGAAAGAAGGGAUUGCCGCCUUAGAUUUUACAUGUUUUUGGAUAUUUAUUAUAGUACUUAUUAUUUCAACCCUAGUGAUGCUGAUGACAACAGCUUUACAAAACUGACACAUACUGGAUUGAUAGUCAAAAUUGUAUCUGAAAAAAAAACGGACAAUCAAAUGACGUUUUAACUGAAGCACAAGGUAUAAUAUCAAACAAAAUAUUCUGUUUGCAAAAAUUACAAGAAAUAAACAUUAAUUUACAUAUUGAAUAAAAAUGCUGUAGAAAUUUAAA
Mytilus californianus (California mussel) is the source of this 1456-nucleotide messenger RNA. Its product is annotated as neuronal acetylcholine receptor subunit beta-2-like. Gene Ontology annotation, biological process: nervous system process; regulation of membrane potential; monoatomic ion transmembrane transport. The transcript has a single exon. The record is from RefSeq and is a predicted model, not a curated record. Gene Ontology annotation, cellular component: neuron projection; membrane; synapse. Gene Ontology annotation, molecular function: extracellular ligand-gated monoatomic ion channel activity; neurotransmitter receptor activity; transmembrane signaling receptor activity. NCBI's taxonomy places the organism in Eukaryota, Metazoa, Mollusca, Bivalvia, Mytilida, Mytilidae. Bases 35 to 1288 code for a protein of 417 amino acids.